Messenger RNA from Ectocarpus siliculosus, 4555 nucleotides. NCBI's taxonomy places the organism in Eukaryota, Phaeophyceae, Ectocarpales, Ectocarpaceae. The record is from the annotation of a GenBank genome assembly.
AUGGGGCGUCUCAUACGAAUCGAAGCGGAGAACUUCAAGUCCUAUGCCGGGACUCAGAUCAUCGGCCCUUUCAAGGACUUCACCGCGGUGAUAGGGCCCAAUGGUGCCGGAAAAUCCAACCUCAUGGAUGCCAUCAGCUUCGUCCUUGGCGUGCAGUCGAAGCACCUGCGGUCGACCAAGCUCAGCGACCUCGUUUUCCGGGCCGACGGCGCGGUGCCUUCGUCUCGCCGUGCGAUGGUCAAGGUGGUGUAUAUGGUGGGUGAAGGCGAGGAGGUGGGAGGGCAGGAGGCCGGGGACGAGGUCCACUUCAGCAGGGUAAUCAGCGCGGGGGGAGCGUCUUCCUACCGCUUGAACGACAAAGAGGUGACCUGGGAAAGCUACGAGAAGCGACUGAGGAGCAUCGGGGUUCUGGUCAAGGCCCGAAACUUUCUCGUCUUCCAGGGAGACGUGGAGUCCAUCGCCUCAAAGUCGCCCAAGGAGCUCACGCAGCUGUUCGAGCAGAUCAGCGGCUCAGACGAGUCCAAGGCUGAGUACGAGGAGCUAAAGGCUGCGAAGGAGAAGGCGGAGGAGGACACCAUCUUUAGCUUCAAGAGGAAGAAGGGUUGCCAGGCGGAGCGAAAGCAGGUAAAGGAGCAGAAGGAGGAAGCGGAGAGGUUCCAGAAGAAGCUGAAGGAGAUGGAGGACCUGAAGAUCGAGAGCUUCCUUGUCCAGCUGUUUCACAUCAACAAGGAUGUCGACGAGCGCGAGGAGGACAUCAAGCUGAUGAGGGAAGAGCUAGAGGAAGCACAGGAGAGGGAGAAGGCGGCGGACGUUAUUCUCAAGAGCAAGAAGAAGGAAAUGGCGAGGCUGAACCGCGAGCUGCAGAAGGCACAGGCGGAGCUGAACCAGCAGAAGCGUCUCCGUGACGACAUGGGCCCCCAGCACAUCAAGAUCAAGGGGGGCAUCAGCACGCUCAAGCGGCAGGUGGCCGACGGUGACAAGGCCUUGGAGAAGAUAGGCCGUGAUCGGGAUGCACAGCGCGGCACCGUGGCCGCUCUGUCUCGCGACAUCGCAGCCGUCAAGCAGCGCGAAGAGGCUGCGGUGUCGGACGGCAAGGGCAAGGGGAAGAAGGGUGGCGGCGGCAGCAGCGGGGGCCUGGCGCGGCUUAGCGAGGCGAAGGCGGCGGAGUACGAGAAGCUCAAGGCCGAUGCGCGAGAGAGAGGCUCCGGCGAGCGGGAGGAGAUGGCCGACGUCGAGCGACAGCUCACGAACUCUAGGUCCAAGGUCGAUCAGCUUCGCUCGGAGCAGGCAUCUCUCGACGAGCGGCUGUCUGGCUUCGACGCGAGCGCGAAGAGGUUCCGUCAGCGUCGGAGCGACAUGGAGAAGACCACGAAGAAGGCUGCCUUGGACCGCGCCGAGCUGCAGAGCCAGCUAGACGAACUGACUGGGAGGAGCAAGGGCGACGCCCUCAGGGCAACGGAGAUCGACGAGGCCCUUCGGUCCAUCAACGAGCAGCUCAGGGACGCCAAAGACGACCGACGCAUGACCAAGCAACAGGAGAAGAUGGCCGAUUGCCUAGAGACGUUGAAGCGCAUUUAUCCCGGGGUUAGGGGCCGCCUGGUGGACCUGUGCAAGCCGACCCAGAGGAAGUUCAACGUGGCCGUUACUACCGCCGCCGGCAGAUACAUGGAAGCCAUAGUGGUCGACACAAAGGCGGAGUGCCUGGAGUGCCUGUCGUACAUGCAGACCAACAAGGUCGGCAGGGCUCAGUUUAUCCCCCUCGACACCAUCAAGGUCAAGCCCAUCAGCGAGAGCCUUCGUUCACUAGGCCCGAGCCACCGGCUGUGCGCGGACAUCAUGCAGGGAGGAGACGACGGUGUGAGGAAGGCAAUCCUCUUCGCGGUCGGGAACACCAUCGUCAGCGAUACCCUUGAUGCCGCGCGCGACCUCUGCUUCGGCAGUGGCGAGGACAAGAAGAUCAAGGCCGUCACCCUGAACGGGUUCUUGAUCAGCAAGUCGGGCAACAUGACCGGUGGGACCACGACUCGCGACCUAGCGCGCGCUGGACAGUGGGACGAGAAGGAGUUCUCGGAGCUCAAGCAGCGGCGGCAGGAGCUGGAGGGCGAGAGGGAAACGCUUUCCAGGGAACACCGGAACCGAUCCCUCAAGGCACGACCAACUACUGAGCUCGAGACCAAGAUCCGAGGGUUGGCCAACCGCGAGAAGCACAGUUCAGCAGACCUGGACAUCACAAGGGAGGAGCUGAAGAGCAUUGGGAAGCACCAGGAGGCGGCAGAGAUCGACAGGGCCAAGGUGAACGCGGAGCUAGGGGAGAGGGAGGCAGACGUCAGCAGGCUCGAGGCCUCUCUGCUUUCGCUACAGAACAAGGUCGACGCCGUGGAAAAUGAGGUGUUCGCACCGUUCCUGAAGAGCGUGGGCGCGAGCGACAUCCGCUCGUUCGAGGAAGGCCAGCUGAAGGACAUGCAGGAGCAGUACAAGGCGCGCAUGAAGCUACAGCAGCACCGCUCCAAGCUAGAGGCCCAGCUGGCACACGAGCGUAGCCGCGAUUUCGACGGCCCGUUGGACAAGCUUACGCGAAAGAUCAACGCGCGGAGGAAGGAACUGGAGGACCAGCAUGUCAAGAUGGAGGAACUGGUCGAGAGAGAAAAGAGCAUCAUGGAGGCCGAGGACGAGGCGGCCAAGGAGCACCUAGCGGCGAAGGAGGUUGCGAGAAGACACGAGGGGGAGGUCAAGGCAGCUCAUUCCGGCAGACAGAAACUCGUCAAGGAGCGGGACGGCAUCAGCAAGCGCAUCAUGUCGGAGGAAUCUGCCCUGGAGCAGCUUCGUGCCAAGCUCCACGGUGUCCUCCAGGAGGCCCGUGUGGAGCAGGUAGCGCUCCCGCUUGUGGGAGGCGGUACGUUGGCGGGGGGAGGGGAGGGAGAGAAGACCCGCAGCCGGAAGAGGAGCAGGGGGGAAGACGGGGACGAGGAGGAGGAGGAAGAGGAAGAACACUCCGAAGAGAACAGCAGCAUGGAAGGAGGAGCCAGGUCCUCGGGCGCGAGUGGCAUGAGCCUGUCUGGCGUGUCAGGCACUCAGGGCUCGUCCACAGCCCACUUCAGCCAGGCACAAAACGCCUCUGUGAAGGAAGACAGAGAGAAGGCGCUCGAGGUGGACCUGUCCAAGCUGAAGAAACACCGUGGAGCGAAGGAUGCGCAAGGCCUGGAGGAGGUGGUGUCAGGCUACAGGAAGCAGAUGCAGGAGCUGCAGGCCCAGAUCAACCAGAUGACCCCCAACAUGAGGGCUGUGGAGAGAUUCGGCGACGUGAGCGACCGCCUCAAGGCCUCGGGGCAAACGUUCGAGCAGUCCAAGCAAAACGCCGCAGGCGCAGUGCUCAAGUUCAACGAGGUCAAGCAGCGGAGGUACGACACCUUCAUGCAGGCCUACAACCUCGUGUCCGACAACCUCAACACCAUCUACAAGGACCUCACCCGCAGCAGCAAGCACCCCCUAGGAGGAAACGCCUUCCUGAGCCUCGACAACCCGGAGGAGCCGUACCUUGGAGGAGUCAAGUUCAACGCCAUGCCCCCAAUGAAGCGCUUCCGCGACAUGGAGCAGCUGUCGGGCGGGGAGAAGACGGUGGCAGCGCUCGGCCUUCUCUUCGCGAUACACAGCUUUCGCCCGGCACCAUUUUUCGUCAUGGACGAGAUUGACGCUGCCCUAGACAACAUCAACGUGAAGAAGGUGUGCAACUACAUCCAGGGGAGGAGCGGCGACUUCCAAUCCAUCGUCAUCUCCCUCAAGGAUAUGUUCUACGAAAAAGCGGACGCACUGGUGGGGAUCUGCCGUGACCACGCCACCAACAGCUCGCGCACGCUUACCCUUGACCUUGAGGCUGUCGGAGAGGCAUGAUUCAGCGCAUGCCACCAGCAAAACUUGGGGCAAUGGGGCGCUGAUUCGAAGAGGCUUUGGCGAUACCGCGAGGGUUGCAAGCGAAUUUUCAACCCGGUGGCGGCCAUGGUCUCAACUCAACAUCAUCAUCACUCUUUGUCUGUAGCUGAAAGGCAGCAAUUGUUUUGCUAAGGGACUUGAAAUAUAGGGUAGGUACGGGGCAGCAUCGUUUGUUGUUUAUCGGAGGGUUGCACAAGCUUAUGGUGUCCAGGGUUGUACUGAAUUGCGGUCUCAGAGUUGGUUGUGCCCAUGUACAGUUUGCCUUUUUUCCGUUGUGUGGGAUUGUUGGCUCCGAUUGGUCCGAGUAGAUUUCCGUUGCCUGUAUGAUGCAGCGCUUCUUUGAUGGGAUAUGGAGUCCAAAGGCGAGCAGGUGGUGGACCCCAUCCAUCCUGCCGGAGGUGUUGUGUAUCUGGUCCUGCAGUAAGUGUGCGGUAGCUGUUUCCCGAAGUGCGGAAGCAGGUACCACUACUGUAGAUUGCGUUGAUGCUUGUCGUACCAGUAGUGUCUGGUAUCAUGAUACUUUCUGCACUGGUAGUAGGUUGUCUCGACGUCCUUCUCUAUUGUUGGUCUUCGAUCUUCAGAUGUUUGCAUUGUGUAGAGUAGAGCGGGAUAAAAUAUAUUCAGCAGC